This is a messenger RNA of Penicillium verhagenii, 1998 nucleotides long. RefSeq lists its product as uncharacterized. NCBI's taxonomy places the organism in Eukaryota, Fungi, Ascomycota, Eurotiomycetes, Eurotiales, Aspergillaceae. The record is from RefSeq and is a predicted model, not a curated record. The coding region runs from base 1 to 1998 and encodes 665 amino acids. The transcript has a single exon.
AUGGAUUUGGCCCCUUGCAAUGAAGAUCGUGAAGAUGAACUUCAGCUUUCCUCUCCACAAUUAGGCCUCGCAACAAACGAAGCCCGAAAUUACUGGUAUUCGCUCGCCGAUGAUGCCAGGGCACAUUUACAUAACGUCAACCUUCUUGAGAUGGUCUCGCCACAAGAUAUACUAUGCAAAGUUCCGGCUUUUCCCGCCAGCCCCCUCGCACUUCAGGAGGUGCUUCUCUCGGAAUCCGGCUCUAAGGCGAUUAUAGCUAUGGCGUCAUCCACCAUGCGUCCCACCGAGACAGACAAAUGCAAUACCCGAGACACAACAAAAGAAGUCCAAUCAGCAUUGUUGGUUGGCAUACAAUCUCCCAUUUCCUGCCAUUUCACCGGCACCUGCUUUGAACAAAAAUUUGGGGUGCAGGGAGGUGAUGGCCGCAAGCUUCCAAAUUUCACUGGUAUCAUCUCGCUUGCUUGGGCUUAUAUCCUCUCAAGCCGCCUAGUUGAAUCUCAGCAGCAACAAGGCGCGGAUAUUUCUUAUACCUCCUCGACCGCGAUAUGGCAGCAUCAUGAUAUAGAAGAUAUGACCGCCGUUGAAAUUGAGAUUGGUGAGGUCGAUGAGAGUACUGCCCGGUGGUGGGCGGCUAUCCUAGCCCCUAGACAAGGAUGGAGAACUUUUCUUUUGAAGAAGGAAGAUGAGGCUUACUAUUCACCUUGGUCACUUUCUCUGGAUAAAGGUCCAGAGUUCAGAGUUGUUUGGCACGACAAUAGAACCCAUUGCCCAAUUUCUGCUGUCUCACCACCAUCGUCGCAAACUGCCAUGAGACUUCUCGCUCAAUUUUGCUUACUGCAUGGUCUACGUGAGCAAUAUCAUGCCGCAUUCUUUGCGGCCUUGACAUUUCCCACGCACAAACACCUCGAGAUGGCUGUUGAACUGCCAUUGCCUGUAGUGACUCAGAUUCACUUGGCUCGCGCUCUGGACACGUACCAAGUCAAUGAAUUCCUCUCUUUGAGCAAAGACAUUCCUUCUUUUAUGGCCCUCAGUUGCAACCACAGUGUUGUGAUGUCCAGUCUGUGUGGCUCAUUUUGGGAGCCCAAUAUCCCAUGCAGCCAUGUUAGUCCAUGGUUGCAUCCGAUUUUGGAGGAAAUUCCCAAGGCCCCUUGGAUAUGUGAGAAACCAGGGCGAUAUCAUGAAAUCAUUGCUCUUAUAUGUGGGCAACGCCGUCCGCACCUCCGGGCCCUUUGGAUCGGAGCUGCCCUCAGCGGGCUUGUGCCGAAGGUCCUUGGAUAUGUUCGAAGUGGCACACCUCCCCUUGACCCCAACGGCUUUGCUUGGACAAGUUCUCCUCAGUCUUUCAUGGAUCUUACGGGGUCAGGGCCAUAUUUUUACGAAGAUAUCUCGGGAAACAACGCCAUAAGACGUGCCGAUGCCUGGAGGCUCUUGUACCUCCCGACCCCAGAAGAUGACGGACUUUACUAUAAAAGUCUCCCUUUCUCACCAUGGCCACCUGUCGGCCAAACAGUCGACAUAAAUUGCGCACUGCGAAUUCGCGUACACAAAUCAUGUGCAAGGCAUCGUCUGGCCUACACUUAUUGGACUUGGAGAUUGCAGGACGGGUCUUCCUUGAAUGACCAGGGAUUUUCGCCGGGUGACCCCAGCUAUCCCGAAGAAGAUUCCUUCGUGCAAUCACAGCGAAAGGACAACUCGCGAUAUCCGAAUAUUCCGAUCUCUCCAUCUCAGGAUGCGUCGCGUGAGGCAUCGUCCGAAAUCUUCCGCUGGGUUCUCGCCAAUCACGAAGGAAAGCCCCCUGAGCCAGUAUAUGAACACGAAUGGAUUGAGGGUUGUGACAUCAGUGAUGGAUACUGUUCAGAAACAAGAGAUGAGCCCAGCAGUGAAAACAGUUAUUUGAAUGAGGAGGAAAGUUGUCUACGAGGACGGAACAUAGAUGGCAGUUUGUUUCCGGUCUUGCGAGAAACUCAGGUAAUGGAGUGGAUGGAGAACAAUUUAUAA